This is a messenger RNA of Naegleria fowleri, 1872 nucleotides long. RefSeq lists its product as uncharacterized. The record is from RefSeq and is a predicted model, not a curated record. The transcript has a single exon. Lineage: Eukaryota; Heterolobosea; Eutetramitea; Acrasida; Naegleriidae. The coding region runs from base 1 to 1872 and encodes 623 amino acids.
AUGCCUCACCCCAGUAUGUCGUCAGCCUCAAAUAGCCUUCACUCCGAUAUGAACGGCAAUAACACCACUACAGCAACAACAACAUCUUUGAAUACAAACCCUACGGCAACUACUCCCAACACGACUACAAACAUGAUCAAUAAUAACAACAGCACUACUACAACGCCCAACAAUAAGCACCACAGUAAUGUAACUGCUGAUGAAGCUCAACGAUGCUUUCCUCAUCAUUUGCACCACGUCCACCAUAGAUCAAGAUCCUCCUCAUCGGCAGCAGCUUCCUCCCGAAACCGAUCAGCCAGUAAUGCCAGCGUUACUACUACCAACUCCUCAUUACCACCAUUACCUCAAUCAUCAUCAAUGUGUUCCUCCUCAACUAGUCCUGCUGCUUCUGCUACCUCCUCUAGCGUUGCUUCUUCUUCCUCAGAAUCCAAUAUACCAAGCUGUGCCUCCUCGUCCUCCUCGUCUGCUCACUUACCCUCUUCCUCUGUACCAACAUUGCCAUCCUCCUCUUCUUCCUCGACGACAACUCCUCAACAACGAGUCGUGCCAAUCAUCAGUCCUCAACCCUCUCAAUGCCAUCCAGCUACCGCAGCAAUGACACCUCAGUCCCUCAAUCUCAUGAACCCAACAACACCACAACAACGCAUCACCAUUGAAAAGCUCCUUCUCAUCCCACCAGAAAGUGUUCAAUCGCGCAAUUCAAAACUCUACGAUUUACUGAUUCAACUCAGAAGACAGUAUUUAUGGCAAGCAGUUACAACUCCAAUCGUUACAACAAACGUGAAUGAUAAGGAUGGUGCUAUGCAUCCUUUAGAGAGGAUGAAGCAAGAGGAUGCCAUGGUUUUUGCUUCUCAUAUCGAUGAAAUUUGUAAUUGUGUCAACAAGUUGUUGGACGAACUCAACGAAGAGGAGUAUGAGCUGGGUCUGAACAAUCAUAACCAAGGCACUGGAUACAGAGUUCGUUGGUUACAGGAAGAAGAGCUGAAAGCAAGAGCAAAGAUCAAUGCAGUUUCCGCUCCAAAUGAAGAUUCUGAGUGCGUGGUUGAUCCCAUGCAUGAAGAUGAAGAAUUUGACGAAGAAAUUGAAGAAGACGAAGGAGUCGAAGGAGAUGAAGAAACUUUAAAUUGUGCUCACAACAAUAACAACACUCCUGUUACGUCGACAUCUUCGUCAAGUGAGGAAACUCCUGCUCGCACAGCCCAUCACCAGCUGUCCACAUCAUCUGCUCCAGUAGUCCAGCAACAUCAUCAUAACGUUGAACAAACUGAUGUCAUCAACACCCCCUCUGAACAGCAACAAGAUGAAUACGAUGAAGAAGCAGAGGAUUCUGAAAUGACUGACAAUGAAGAGACAGAAUCGUCAGCAGCAUUAUCAUCCAACAACAUAAACGCACAGUCUCAGGAUGGCUCUAAUACAAAACUCCAAGAGUUCUUCCGUCAACUUGAAACUGUAGAACCAAUUCCAAAUGGUAAACUUUCCUUCUUCCAGAAUCAUCAUCUGGUGGUUGGAAAAUUUGACAGACAAGCUCUUGUGCAAAAUAACACACUCUCAUGCACUGUCAUGAAGAAAAGUACACUCAACGUUGUUGUACACAGAAGAUGUACACGUCUCAGAAAUGACACUGAUGUAAAUUCGAGAUUUACUCCUUUUGAUGCAACAAGUGGUAACUAUCAUGACAGAAGAAUACUGAAAAAGCAAGCAUUAGCCAAGUCAGUUGUUCGUUUUGCCAAAGUGAAAGUCGAUUUUGGAUCCAUUGUGGAACAAGUUCUGCAGUCGCAAAACCAAUACUCACUUCCUUUCUCAGCAAAUCUUUUGAGCGCUUUAGGAACCUUUUCAACCUCUAAUUCAACCCAAGCACAGCAACGGCAAUAA